AAACCCCAAUCUGUGAGUGUUCCUCAUUGCCACUCUCCAGGUCCCCAAUUCUUUGUACCGCGCAGGUCGCCCUCGACAACGUUCACUUCAUAAGACCAAAGAACGAAGCCUGGAAGAAUGUCAGGAUUUAUCACCACAAUUAACCCUCGCACACGAGCGCCGUUUAAACCACAGAAAUCGGGUCGAGGAACGAGCAGCUGGCAACUUAAACAGUAUGCCGAAGCCACGUUAGGGAGCGGAAGUUUGCGCAAGGCUGUGAAGCUUCCUGAAGGGGAAGACAAGGACGAAUGGCUAGCAGUGAACAUUGUGGACUUCUACAACCAGAUCAACCUGCUGUAUGGUUCAAUAACAGAGUUUUGCUCACCGCAAACAUGCCCUGAAAUGAAAGCGACCGACGAGUUUGAAUAUCUAUGGCAAGACAGUGAGAACUUCAAGAAGCCCACCAAGAUGCCCGCUCCAGAGUACAUCGAGCACCUCAUGGCAUGGGUCCAGAGCAAUAUCGACAACGAGCAAAUGUUCCCUAGCAGGAUCGGCGUUCCCUUCCCCAAGACCUUCCCAGCCCUGCUUCGCAACAUCUUCAAACGCCUCUACCGUGUGUACGCGCACAUUUACUGCCACCACUACCCCGUCAUCAUCGAGCUCGGCCUCGAACCCCACUUGAACACCAGCUUCAAGCACUACGUUUUGUUCAUUGACGAGCACGGCCUGGCUAGUGGUAGCAAGGAUUUCUGGGGUCCUCUGGGCGACCUCGUUGAGAGCAUGCUACGGAGUGAUUGAUCGAUCGAUAGAAAGCCAUGGAGAUUAAGUAUAAGUCCAUUACCAAGUCUGAUCAAUAGGCACAGGGAUGGAAAGAUCCCCCACAAUUGGUCAUCCUUCAUCGAUGAGGGCUCAUUUUCUACAUGAUCGUGGUGGUGGCGUUUAUAUUGUUGCUUCUCAACCCCACCUAAUCAAGGUUUGGGGCAUGCAUGUUCCGAUUGGGAGCUUAUUCUGUUUCUUCUCCUUUUUUUUCUCUCCCUUUCCGUACGUUUACGACAUAUGUAUUAAUGAACAUGACCCCUGAACAUGAAAUUCGAAC
Messenger RNA from Aaosphaeria arxii CBS 175.79, 1075 nucleotides. RefSeq names its product maintenance of ploidy protein MOB2. Bases 118 to 777 code for a protein of 219 amino acids. The record is from RefSeq and is a predicted model, not a curated record. Lineage: Eukaryota; Fungi; Ascomycota; Dothideomycetes; Pleosporales. Gene Ontology annotation, cellular component: cytoplasm; nucleus. Gene Ontology annotation, biological process: positive regulation of protein phosphorylation; cell division; signal transduction. The transcript is spliced from 5 exons. Gene Ontology annotation, molecular function: protein kinase activator activity.